This is a messenger RNA of Panthera uncia (snow leopard), 1583 nucleotides long. RefSeq names its product translation initiation factor IF-2-like. Bases 542 to 1117 code for a protein of 191 amino acids. The transcript is spliced from 2 exons. Lineage: Eukaryota; Metazoa; Chordata; Mammalia; Carnivora; Felidae. The record is from RefSeq and is a predicted model, not a curated record.
AUUUAUCUUGGACUUCACGUUGGAAUGGUCUCCAAGAGCUUUCUCUUUCCCAGCGGCGAUUGUUGACACACAGUCAAUCUGUUUCUCGCUUCCCCUCCCCUCCCCCCAAGGCCGCCAUAAAGUGUCCACAGCUGUGCCCUUGAUUACCCCGCCCUCUCUGUGCCCACAAGGCGGUGGGGGUGGGGGCGAGCUGAAAUGCUGCGCGGCCGUUACCGCCGACAAAAAGGGACAAUUUUCAAACAUUUUUGCUUUUUAUCAGGGAAGCUGAUGGCACAUAGAAAGUGCAUCAUUUUAUUCUGAAUGCUUUUUAAAUAUGGGUCACUUGGCCAGAAUCAGCCCCGAAGGAUGGGAGAAGUUCAAAACCUGAAACAAUCACACAGAUUUGCAGGUUUCUUUCCCCGUUGCCUUUUAAAUUAUGUGACCUGACACUCGGGAAAACGGGGAGGGAGGGUGGGUGUCUCUCACCGACCGACGCCCCCACCUGCAUCGCCCUCCUCUCCUCACAGUGAGUGGGGAGCGUGGAAAUGUGUGCCCGGCAGGAAUGGCGGCCUGCAGGCCACGAGCGCCUUUUCACUUAUUGCUCUUGUUCCAGGCAGUAUCACGAUCGGGGGCCUGUGGGCCGGUGCCUCGGGAUGCGACGACUUUCCCAGCCCCGGAGGAGAGGAACUCCUCGGUGUGUUCGCCGAGGACCCGCAAAGGCGUGAGCCCGCAGGGUUGCGUCCGGCCAGGGAGGCGCGUGCAGGGGCGCGGCCGGGCGGCGCAGGUGUUCCUCGGAGGCGCGCCCCUGCUGGCCGGGCGGUUGGGGCCGCGGUGGCUCAGGACGAGACGGAGGACCGCCGGCGGCCGUGCCCGCGCGCACCCGGCGCAGGGAGGAGGGCCGGGCCCCGAGCCGCGGCGGGGACCCCAGGGCGCCGGGCGCGGCGAGGACGGGGCUGUGCGGCGGCGCGAACCACCCCGACCGGGCGUGGGGCAAAACCCGCCACCCGGCGGCGUCGCGGGGUGGGGGCGUGGGAGGCGGCGAGGGAGCUCCCAGGCCGGGGCUCACCGCCAGGGAGCGGUUCCCGGAACUGACCCUGAACCAGGAGGCGGGCCCCGGGAGGGUAUCUGGGCCACUUGACGACUGGACAAAAGUUUCCCAAGACAUUCAGACUCCAAACUAGAGAUGGUGUCAAGCGAUGCUCAGAAAGCCUCCCUGGGUUGUGAGGACCGCAAUGAGAUUGAUUGAAGCCAUCUUGUCAAUUCGGAUGAAGGAAUGGACACACUGGACCUCAUAUCUGCCGCAGACCCGCUGGACCAACCGAGGAACCUGUAAGGAAUGCAGCCCCACUAGUUUGCAAGGAAAGAUCUGUUUCAGAUUCCAACUCUCUUGAGAUGGAAAAGACUUCUGGAGGGACCAGACCAAGGGUCACCAGAGCACCUGCUAGCAUAACCUCAUGUUCGUCCAAUCAACCGCAAACACCUUCUCAGGAGACCCCUGCCCCCAAUUUUGCCCUUAAAAACCCUCACUUGCAAGCCAUUGGGGCGGUGGGCAUUAGCUCCCGGUUCUCCUGGGUGGUGCCAAACCAAUAAAUAGCUCAUCUUUG